AUGACGAGUGGGGUCCUCCGCCUGGUCAAGAACGCGGGGCUCUUGGGCUCCCUGGCUGGCCAGGUGUGCUCCCUGGUGACGCUCUGCAUCCCUCAGUGGCUGACCCUCUCCUCGGGCUUACUGGAGAGUGAGAAGUACACGCUGGGCCUGUGGGAAACGUGUGUGACUCAAGACACGGGUGGCCGUGUGUGCCAGGCCUCUGCCAGCCUGCGGGACCUGGCCACCGAAAUGCUGGUGGCCCGCAUCCUCAUGUGUGGCGCCUGUGUCGCUGGCUCGCUCGGGCUGGUGGCCGUCCUUCUGGGACUGACAUGUGUGAGGUACGGGGGCCACCAGGGAAGCUCUUUGGAGAGAAGCACGAACGUUGCAGGGGGAGCUCUGUUCUUCCUCGCUGGACUCGCCACUUUGGUGCCUGUGUCCUACAUCGCCCGGGUCACCGUGCAGAGGUUCUGGGGCCCUGAGUUCCCAACCGACGUGCCCCGGUGGGACUAUGGCAAUGCCAUGUUCGGCGGCUGGAUUGGCGGAUUUUUCCUUUUGACCGGAGGCCUUCUUCUGAUCGCGUCACAGCUUUGUGCCAACAGAUUGGCUGAAAAACCCACCUCUUUUCCUUCAAAACUGGACUUCUCAAGAAAAGUGCCUUUUGCUAAAGUAGACUUUGUUUAA
This is a messenger RNA of Panthera uncia (snow leopard), 660 nucleotides long. Its product is annotated as putative claudin-24. NCBI's taxonomy places the organism in Eukaryota, Metazoa, Chordata, Mammalia, Carnivora, Felidae. The coding region runs from base 1 to 660 and encodes 219 amino acids. Gene Ontology annotation, molecular function: structural molecule activity. Gene Ontology annotation, cellular component: bicellular tight junction; plasma membrane. The transcript has a single exon. Gene Ontology annotation, biological process: bicellular tight junction assembly; cell adhesion. The record is from RefSeq and is a predicted model, not a curated record.